This is a messenger RNA of Linum tenue, 2015 nucleotides long. NCBI's taxonomy places the organism in Eukaryota, Viridiplantae, Streptophyta, Magnoliopsida, Malpighiales, Linaceae. The record is from the annotation of a GenBank genome assembly.
AGGCCCAUCCAACCAUCAAAAUUGACCGCCACGUGGGUAAAAUUUACCAUUACGCACACCAACCGCCGUCAAAAGAGAAAUCGUCAUAUUCACCAUUUCCCGGGAUCUCCACCGGGAUAUUACUCCACUCUUUUCUCCGGCCGCCGCGGCCUUUUUCCCCCUUUCAAUCCGAAUCUCUGAUUCCUCAACCUUUUCCACUUCUCUGUUCUCCCUCCGUCUAUUCCUCUAAUUUCCCCCCUUUCUCGGCCAAUCAAUUAGGGUUAGGAUUUCUUUCCAACAUGGCAGAUUGGGAGCCAUUACUGCAAUCCAUCAUCCUCGCCCUCAUCUUCUCCUACCUCGUCGCGAAGCUCAUCUCCAUCGUCGUCUCCUUCAGAGACGACAACCUCACGAUUACGCGCAACCCCGCUCCGGCUUCAUCCAGCCGGCCCUACCAGCAGCUGAAAUCACGCGAUGGAGCUCAUGGCUCUGGGGAUUUCCCCGGCGGUGGUUUUAACGAGACCGAUUCGAUCGCUGCCGAGCUUGGCAGCGUCAGGAACGAGAGCGUGGCGGGAAUCGGUGACGACUACGACGGCGUGGAUACCGAUGACGACGACGACGACGAAGACUGGGAAGGCGUGGAGAGCACCGAGUUGGACGAGACGUUCAGCGCGGCGACGGCGUUCGUUGCGGCGGCGGCCUCGGACCGGCUGUCGCAGAGGGUGUCGACGGAUGUGCAGUUGCAGCUUUAUGGGCUGUAUAAGAUCGCCACUGAAGGGCCUUGCACUGUGCCGCCCCCUUCUGCUCUCAAGAUGACUGCUCGCGCCAAGUGGGGAGCAUGGCAGAAAUUGGGUUCUAUGCCGACAGAAGAGGCUAUGGAAAAAUACAUUGACAUUGUUUCACAGCUUUAUCCUACUUGGUGUUCUGGUUCAUCUGGGAAAACUAGGGUUGGAGAUCGAGAUGGACAUAGUUCUGAUUCCAGAGGACCCAUGGGACCAGUUUUCAGUACCUUCGUUUAUGAGGAGGAAUCUGGGAAUGAGCUAAAAAUGGAUGCUGUCCAUGCAUAUGCCAGAGAAGGAGAUGCAGAUAACUUGUUGAAAUCUAUUAACGAUGACGUUUCUGUCAACUCGAAAGGUUCACUUCUGUCUGUGUUUUCUACUUCAUCUUUCGUACAAUCAGAUGACACCUAGUGUUGUCUAUUAUGUAAACAUGGACAUCAAAGUUACAUCUAUAUUGCUGAGAAUCUUUAGUCAACUACUAAAUGACCAUUGAAUGAGUUGACAGUAUUUCCCACAAUGUUGUUGGAGAAUCUUACGUUAACUGUGCAUGGUGAUCGAUUCAGAUAGCGAGGGGCGGACUCCUUUGCACUGGGCUGUGGAUCGCGGUCACCUCAAUAUUGUGGAACUCCUUGCUGGACGAAAUGCUGAUAUAAAUGCAAAGGACAACGAAGGGCAAACUGCACUGCAUUACGCUGCUGUCUGCGAGAGGGAAGGUAUCGCUGAAUUUCUAGUGAAGCAAAAUGCCAAUAUCAAUGUGAAGGAUAACGACGGCAAGUCUGCUAGGGAUUUGUGUGAGUCGAACUGGUCUUGUCUCCAGACAGCCGGAGCACAACAGAACGACUAACUAAUGGUAGUUUCAUUCUAGCCAAUCUUCCGUUAUGCAUAUAGACAGCCUUUGAAACUUUAGCCAUGUUGGGGCAUCGUUGUGUCCUGGAAAACAGAAUGACAGAAAUGUUUGUAAGAAAACAAGAUCAAGACUGGGGUGGUGGUCUGGUGGAGUGAACCGUUCCAUCUUCCUUUCGAUUUUGGUUGUGAACUUUUGACUUGUUGAUAUGAAACGAUUUUGUCAUUUGGCACGUUCAGCAGCCAAAUAUAGAAGCGCAAGUUGGGUUGCGACAAUGGAGUUGAUCGUUUCAUUCCGUUUCAUGCUUAUAGAUAGUUGCAUUGCAGGUUCUGUUCAUGUGCCCUGCUCCAGUGUGUUUGUUGGUUGUACAUCUUUGUGGCAUUAGUUUGAAUCGAAACCCAAUAUCGCACCGAACC